This is a messenger RNA of Cynoglossus semilaevis (tongue sole), 3145 nucleotides long. RefSeq names its product peripheral myelin protein 22b (gene pmp22b). The transcript is spliced from 5 exons. Gene Ontology annotation, cellular component: plasma membrane. NCBI's taxonomy places the organism in Eukaryota, Metazoa, Chordata, Actinopteri, Pleuronectiformes, Cynoglossidae. The record is from RefSeq and is a predicted model, not a curated record. The coding region runs from base 190 to 657 and encodes 155 amino acids.
UAAUGAGACACUUUUAAACAGAACGUAAGCCCUGGCAUCAAUCUAGUCCGGGAACAACUUUGAGCACUGCACUGCGGGGACUACUGCUGUUGGACUCUUAGGAGAGACUUUGUUUUUUGCUUCUUGUGAGCCACAGAGCUUUAUUUUUAUUAGUGGGAAUAUACGCCGAGCUCUAAAUCGCCUGUAAAGAUGCUGGUUCUACUAAUUGGAAUCAUCUUUCUGCACGUCGCUGCUCUGGUUCUCCUGUUUGUGUCCACUAUUGUCAGCGCAUGGACAACAGGGGAAACCAUCACCGCAGACCUCUGGAUAAACUGCUCUUCCAUCACUGGACUCUGUAAAGCAGCAUCCACUGGAGAAUGGAUCCAGUCGGUCCAGGCUCUAAUGAUCCUAUCCAUCAUCUUCAGCUGCCUGGCUCUCUUCCUCUUCUUCUGCCAGCUCUUCACUUUGCAGAAGGGCGGUCGCUUCUUCCUCACUGGAACCUUCCAGAUCCUUGCCAGUUUGUUCGUGAUGAGCGGUGCCAUCAUCUACACAGUGAUGAGUCCCGAGUGGGUGCCAGACAACAACUCUUUCGGCUACUCCUACAUCCUGGCGUGGGUGGCCUUCCCCUUGGCGCUGAUCAGCGGACUCAUCUACGUCAUCUUGAGGAAGCGAGAAUGAGCUGUCACUUCACCCCAAGUGUUCCCUUGUAGGCCCCCGCCCCGCUGCAAGUGUCAUCAGCUCCCCUUUGAAGCUUAAGUUGUAGUCUCAAAGUACCAACAGCCCAGGAAUCACCGGGCCAACAACAACAACAACAACAACAACAAAGCUAUUCCCCAGCAAGGGAGGGAGGUGGGGGAUUCCAAACAACAACAUGCAAACCAACACAAAAACAACCAAUACUGUCUCAUUUAAAAGAUGUAUAUAGUAUCUAUGGUUUAAAACCUAUUUAUAACACUUUUUACAUAUAUGUACAUAGUUUUUGUGUUGCUCUGUCAAUGGAUACUUGUAGGAGCUUUGUUUAAGCUGAUUAAGUGCCUCAGUGUCUGUUUGUUUGUAAUGAUGACAUAAUUGGAUUGCAUUUUUUUGUUUUCUUUCUUUUUGUGCCUGAUUUUGAUUCAGUUACUGCCAAAGAAUAAGUGGAAAAAGUACAAGAACAUUUUAUUAGGUAUAUUAACCAAAAUGCAUGUUAUAGGGUGAUGAAGAUUUGAUAGGCUUGCUUAGCAAAAAGAGUGGUAACAUCCAUGGGUAGAGUGUAGCAAUGAAGUAUAGAUUUGGUCCUUUUCUAAUUUGUGAAUUUGCAGGUUUCAUUUUUUUUCUAUUUCUUUUUUUCAUCAAACGAUGGUGCUAUAUAUUUAUCAUUCCUUUUACUAAUAGCAAUCAUUUACAAUAGAGCUAUUUUGUUAUUGCUUAGAGACAAACAGCUUGCCAUUAACUUGAAGUGAGAAUAAGAGAACAAGUACAACUGUAUUUACAGUGUCUGACUACUUUUUAAGGGAACACAGCCUGUUUCAGAUUGCAAUGCCUGGCUUUUUUUUCCUCUCCUUAUCUGCUACUUUUAAUUACUAAAUUGUGGAGUUUGGUCUGUGCACUGAUGAAAUUGAUCAUUAGGAAUGUCAGUAUUAUUUAAUCAAAGUUAAAUUGAUCACACAAACUUCCUUUUGGUUAAUUUGCCUAUGUUUGCCUGUGACCACGUUUGUCAAAGUCUCAAGAAGGUGAAUGAUCUCCUGAUGUUUUACCUGUUUGAGACAUAAUGGCCUUAAAACAAAAUCGUAUAAUUCUCACCUAACCUUGUGCCACUCAUUCAAAGCCAUACAAGAUGAUAGGAAACAUUUACUGUUGACUAAAUGUGUGUGUAAAAAAGACAGAGUUUUGCAGUGGUGAUAUAAACAUCUGUUUCACAUACUUGAAGUGUGACAUGCUGCAGUCUCUGCCCACUGACAUCUCUGUGUUUUUCUCCUAUACUGUAUAAAAACACUGUUGAAAAUGUUGUGCAUAACAUAUGUGGAUGACAAUCUAGCUGAAAAAAAGAAACACUCAUGUACUAAAUAAAACUACUCUCGCAUUAUCUAAUACAGUGUAUUCCGCUGUUACAACGGACUGGACUCACACUUAACGGCAAAAUCAUUACAUAUUUAAUCUGAAUAGUGUGGAACACUGAAGUCACGCUGUCUGCCUGUAAACUGUGCAAACCUCGAGGCUACAAGAGCAUUGUUAGUAAAUGUUAAAAAAAGACUGGCAGUCUCUGCAUAUUCGCCAGCUGCUAGUUGUCAGCUGAAUUGCAGCAUGUAAACUCCUGUUAACAGUCUAGCCAAGCGGGUCUGCAUGAUGAUGUGCAAUCACACUCUAGAGCAUGUGUGUCAAACUCAAGUCCUGCAGCCCAAAUGCGGCCCAACAAGUCAUUUUGUGUGGUCCACGAGAGCUUAAAAAAUUAUUAUUGCCUUAUAAUAAAGUCCAUAUUGCUGAGUUUGAUAACUUGAUAUUUUUUAUUACACAAAACAAUGUACAAUAUUUGUAACUUGAAUAAAUAAUAAUCAAUUGCAGAAACAUGUAUUAAUACAUUAUGGAGUAGUUACAGCUAUGUAGUCUUAAAGUUACAACCAGCCCUUUGAGGGGAACUGUGUUGCUGAUACGGCUCCGCAGUGAAAAUGAGUUUGACAGCCCUGCUCUAGAGGAUCAAAUAUGCUGCCUUGUGGUAUGAACAUACACACGGACAUACGCACACAAACACAGGGGCAAAGGCACAGUGUUUAGCAUUCAAUGUCAGUUAUUCAGAUCAUGAUGCUCAUGUUUCAGAGUCAACAGUGCCUCUCAUAACUGCAGACAUAAAUGGAAUAGGAUCACACUGUAAGCAAGGAUCUGUCCUCCACUUCACACCCCCUGUGAGUUCAUGUUCCCUCCCAAAUCAAAGAAACAGUAAAUGUGGUGUUGAAAAAAAAAUAAAAAUAUAUAUAUAUAUUUCCAUCCGUAGCUUAAAGUUUAACUAGUCAGUUUGCCUGUGAGGUUCAAGUGAUUACUGUUGGGUUCAGUUAGAAGAGACAGCCUCUAAUGACAACUGCCCAUGUCACUAACUCGUGUGUUCAAGUUUACACCUAAACACUAAACUUCUCUUGAUAUAUUACCAAAGCUACUUUGAAUUUAAUCAUUAAAGGAUGUUUCUUACCACCAA